Molecule: messenger RNA, 3837 nt
Organism: Sceloporus undulatus (fence lizard)
Lineage: Eukaryota; Metazoa; Chordata; Lepidosauria; Squamata; Phrynosomatidae
Product: zinc finger protein ubi-d4-like
Exons: 6
Coding region: 1-639 (212 amino acids)
Biological process (GO): nervous system development
Cellular component (GO): nBAF complex
Source: RefSeq, a predicted model, not a curated record
AUGUGCCUGAAUGUGGAGCCGGAUGAGGGAGAGCACACCUUGGCCACCAAGAAAGCUCAGUUGUUGUCUCUGUCUUUUCUCACCAUCUCCUCUGGUUCAGUCUGUGGUAAGCGCUACAAGAAUCGCCCUGGGUUAAGCUACCAUUACGCACAUUCCCACCUUGCGGAGGAAGAGGGAGAGGACAAGGAAGACUCGCAGCCCCCCACACCUGUCUCUCAGAGAUCGGAGGAACAAAAAUCCAAGAAAGGCCCAGAUGGCUUGGCCUUGCCCAACAAUUACUGUGACUUCUGCCUGGGAGAUUCCAAAAUCAAUAAGAAAACAGGACAACCUGAAGAGCUGGUUUCAUGUUCUGACUGUGGCCGAUCGGGACACCCUUCCUGCCUGCAGUUCACACCAGUCAUGAUGGCAGCAGUGAAGACCUAUCGCUGGCAGUGUAUCGAAUGCAAGUGCUGUAACAUUUGUGGGACCUCUGAAAAUGAUGACCAGCUGCUCUUUUGUGAUGAUUGUGACCGUGGUUAUCACAUGUACUGCCUCACGCCACCCAUGUCAGAACCACCUGAAGGGAGCUGGAGCUGCCACUUGUGUCUGGACUUGCUGAAGGAGAAAGCCUCGAUCUAUCAGAACCAGAACUCCUCCUGAUGGGCUGCAGAGGAGAAAGAGAGGUCAAGAGAAGAGACACCUUUGGUUCUCUGCUGCAUUACAGGGCUCUUUUUUCCUUCUUUCUUUCUUGGUUUAGUCUUCUGUUACACAGCCUUCUGCUCUUCGUCCGUGUCUUCUCCCUCACCGGUUGGGUCAGGCCUCUGCUGACUGUCUCCGUCCUGUGCACAGUUUCAGGGUACGAUCCCGCACCCCAUAGCUUCUGCCCUAGAUGUAAGGAAUUCAUGGUCCUUUCCUCGGGAGGCCAAAGUGUUCACGGCUGGCUCAGAAGCGCCAAAUGGAGAUCCCUGUUAUCUAUGGCCUUAAUGUUCCAGGAUAAAAUCUUCACUUGAGCUGGGUGCGCACCUUGUAAUAUGUGCUGUAUGAAAGGCAGCUCCUUUCAUCUCACUGAUAUGCUAUUCUAUCAAGAGUGAACUCUCACGCUUCUGUCUUGUGAGCAGAGCUGGCAGCUUGGAAAAGAAAAUCUCUUUGAGCAUUAUGGCUUUUAAAAUCCUUUCUCCCCUGUGUUCCAGUGCCACCCAAGUUGGCUAAGAAAUAACUCAACACAAACAGAGGAUAUUGAGUCCUGCCCAUUCAGGUCACCUGCAUCUCCUUAAGAAAGUGGUUUUGUUCCCCAACAUGGUUAAUAUUGAUCCAGUACCAGCUUAUUUCAGCCUUUGAAUCCCAAGGAAAUCUGCGUCAUACUGGUGGAAACCCAGCCUUGGACUUAACUCAGACAGGUGUGAAAACAAGGUGACUGUUUUUCCCAGAUUGGAAAAGAUCUUGAAAGAUUUGCUCUCGCUCUGAUGGAGGCUGGAUUCAAAUCCAAAGAACUUUCUCUCAACCCAAAAGCGCCCUCUCCUUUUUUUCACGAACCGUUACCAUAUUUUUAACCAGGACUGUAUCUUGGGGUUGGGGAAAGCCCUUUCUCCGUAAGAGCUUGUCUCCAUCUUAUUUUAUCAUGUCCCUCGCCUGUGGGGUUUUGACCGCAGUUCUAAGGUGGCAUAUCUGUGUAAUGGUGGGUUUUAAUCAUGUUUUUAAUCCCUGGAGAGCCUGCCCCUGUUUUUUGCUUGCAUUUUAGAUUAUUCCUCUUGUAUUACGCUUUUCCCCCCCUAUUUGGUGUAGAAAUAGCUUUGCUUGUUUUUGGACCUCUGCAGGAAAAUGGGUGUCGCUUGAAGGGCAGAGAGCGGACAGCCUCCUGUAUGGAUGAUCCUUUACCUGCCUUUGUGGAGGGAGCAUCCUUCCCUUCUGUUAAGCAGUAGAGCUCAAAGGAAGACCAUCCCAAGGCCUUUUGCCCAUUUCCCCACCCUCCAUGCAUUAGGUGCCUCUCUGUGACAUUGGCCACUGGUCUCUGUGCCACCUUCUGUGGGCCACUGUAUUUUUUUUUGGGGGGGGGGAUCUUAGCCUUACUUGACUUCUGCCAAGUUUUUAUUUGUCGCACCGUAUGUAUGUGCGCGCGCAUGGAUGUGUGGGAGGGAGGCGGUGAACGGUUACGCUUUUCAUCCCUUACUGCUGUCUGGUGAGAAUCUAAUGGGAGCUGGCACUAGCUGACACUUUGUAAACUGCUUAUUGAGUGCUUAAGCGCACUGGUAAGCGGUAUAGAAAUGUGCUUGCUAUUGCUUUUGCUGUGCCGGAGUGAAUGAAAAUGAUUUCUCCCUUCCAUUGCCCGCUUGGCUUUUGCCUCUUCGUUGGAGGCGUUUGUCCUCGCAAGUGACCGUUUGAAAAGCCCUUCUUGAUUCCGACUCCUCCUUUUUCAAGGAAUGGCAAUUGGAAGUGUUCUUCUCUGGAAUAGGGUUCUGUGUAAUAAUAUAUGAGAUAUGUGCCUGUUUUUUUCUAAAAUUGACUUCAGACCUACCUCCGAAAGCCCUUCCCCUAUUGACGCGUCUUUCCACGCUCCUUCGAACCCAUGUUCCCUUUUACUUUUGUGUUAGGUGGUGCAAGGUGGCUGAGGAAUGCGAGAAGGGGCUGCUACAAGUGUUGUGCCUCUCUUAGGUUAGGAAUUCAAGUUUAUCCCAAACGUGGACACUAGAAUAGUUUGGUUUAACUUCACAUAAGGCCUAAAUUGUGGAAGGAUGCCAUCUUGGUAUCACCACACUGAUAGAUAGCAUAGAUCUCUGUAGGGGAGAAAGGGGCUCUUUGGCAAUGGGAUGGGAAGAGUUGGCCCCUUUGCCUGUGUGUUAUGCCAGGUUUUCAUGCGGACGAGAGGGUUUCAGGGUUUAAAUGUCAUUGUUUUCCUGUGAACUCUUUGAGGUUCGUUCGGGGUGCCAAGAGUGGUCUCCAGGUUGAGGAGAAGGUAGCAUCAUUGCGCACUUACAUAACCCUGGAUCUCUUUUAGGGCCACAGCGCCACAAAAGGAACUCGUUUAGUUUCCUUAGCGUUGCACUGGAUUUCUCUGCGCAGUUUGCGGAGAUGGCGGCGGGUCGAGGAGAAGGUAGUUGGAUGCACAAAAUGUGGAGGUGCCUGUCAUUGAGGAAACACGACGGGGCGGGCUUGUCGUCCCAGCCCCAACAUUCAAAGCAUCACACCUGUGUCUUAAAAACAAAAAUCAUUACCUGAAUAAAACACCAAAAUGGCUUUUUUUGACUUCUCUUUUAUUGUAGUCUUACUGUCUGUGUGGUGGGGAUAGGUUAAACAGUAAUAAUCCAUGUGCAACCCCUGCUGCGUUGUGAGGAUUUCAUGCUCAGGUUAGUUUGUUAGGUUGAGGUCGGGUGGCAUAAGCCUUGGAAAAAGAGAGAGCGAGAGAGAGCAGGUUCAGGCUUCUUACAUUGGCUUGGUUCGAUGCUGUCUUUUGUGGCAUGGGACAGUCCUCAGUUUCUUUAUCCUUUCUUCUUGCAUCCUUUCAUUUCUUAAGGGCGCUCAGGAGGCCAAAAUACCUCAGCCCUUUGCUUUUUAAGUGCCCGCCUGUCGGUUUUGCGACCCCUUGCCCCCGAGUUGUCGUCCUUCCCCUACUUUGCAUCCCUCCUUCCUCCUCUUCCUCUUCCUACCUUUCAUUUUAACCGCCAAGGAUUGCACAUUUUGUUGCAAAUGCAUUCAUUUUGCGAAAUGUGGGAUUUUCAUUUGAAAGAGAAGUUCUGAGGCUCUCCUCCUGCCCUUCUUUUUAUUGCCAUUGAAGCUAAAAUGUGUUUUGGCUUUUUCUUUUUUAUUAUUAUUUUAAGGUACUGUAAUAAAACAUUAGUGAAUAAAUAUCAUUUUUACACAGAA